GCCGUUCGGGGCAGAGGCGCCAUUUUGGGCCUGUGCGCGGCGGGAGGCGGCGGUGCCGGGAGGCGGCGGGCCCUCGUGGCGAGCGCUGCGCUGGGGGCUUGGCCCCGCCGCCAGCCCGCGGGGCCUCGGCGGGGAGGCGCGGCCGGUGCCACCGCCAUGGAGGGCGAGUACUACGGCGGGGACCAGUCAGAUGAUGGUGGAGCUACUCCAGUGCAAGAUGAACGAGAUUCAGGAUCUGAUGUUGAAGAUGAAGGAAACGAACAGCACUCUGGGUCUGAGAAUGGAAGUGUAGGGCACCAUUCAGAGAAUGAACACAGUGAUGGAGAAGAUGACGGGCAAAUGGGAGAGCCUCAUAUGACAGACUCUGAAAAUGAAGAUAUCCCAAGGCAAAAAGACAGUGACUCAGAUAACGAGGAGCCUCCAAAUCACAAUGUAAGUGAUUCGGACAAUGAAGCAGCUCAUGGAGGCAAAGACAGUGAUUCUGAUACUGAGGACCGACCAAAUCGGCAUUUAAGUGACUCUGAAAAUGAAGAUGCCUUAAAUCAUCGAGCAAGUGACUCUGAAAAUGGAGAACCUCACAGGGAUCACAGUAGUGAUUUUGAAAAUGAAGAAUCGCACAAGCAGCCAGCCAGCGACUCGGAGAGCGAGGAGCUCCACAAGCAGCCAGCCAGUGACUCGGAGAGCGAGGAGCUCCACAAGCAGCCAGCCAGUGACUCGGAGAGUGAGGAGCUCCACAAGCAGCCAGCCAGCGACUCGGAGAGCGAGGACAUUUCCAGACACAAACAAGAAAUAGAGUCUGAGGAUAGUGAUGGGGAGGAGAGGAAGGAGGAGGUGCAGAAUGAUUCUCAUCAUUCAGAUAAUGAACAUGUAAGGGAAGGUUUUCAGGGCUCUGACAGUGAAGAGGAAGCUCCUAAGAGACGAAAAAUAUCAGAUAGUGAUGAAGAAGAGAAAGAGGAGGAGAAGACAGUGAAGAGGAAAACAGCUAUCCUUUCUGACAGUGAGGAUGACAGUGAGAAAACACCUGCAAAAAAAGUACGAAUCCUUUCUGAUGUUGAAGAAUCAGAUAGUGAUGCUGCUUCAGUAAAAUCUGACAAAAGGAAGAAAAGUAUUGUAUCAGAUAGUGAGGAAGAAGAAGAAGAGGAAAGAAAAGAGAAUGCUGGGAAGAAAAAAGAAGAGAAAGAUCUGUUUGGCAGUGACAGUGAAUCUGGGAAUGAGCAAGAGAACCUGAUUGCAGAUAUAUUUGGAGAAUCUGGUGAUGAGGAAGAAGAGGAAUUUACAGGUUUUAACCAGGAAGAUCUGGAGGAAGAGAAGGGGGAUGUAGACAUGAAGGAGACAGCAGAUGACUCGGACUCUGAUGAUAACAUCAAAAGAGGGAAGCAUAUGGACUUCAUGUCAGAUUUUGACAUGAUGCUGCAACGAAAGAAGAGUAUGAGUGGCAAGCGUAGACGAAACCGUGAUGGUGGAACUUUUAUUAGCGAUGCAGAUGAUGUGGUCAGUGCUAUGAUUGUGAAGAUGAAUGAAGCUGCUGAGGAGGAUCGACAGCUGAAUACACAAAAGAAACCAGCACUAAAGAAAUUAACUUUGUUACCAACUGUAGUUAUGCAUCUUAAAAAGCAGGACCUCAAAGAAACUUUCAUCGAUAGUGGUGUUAUGUCUGCCAUCAAAGAGUGGCUUUCUCCUCUUCCAGACCGAAGUCUGCCAGCACUAAAGAUACGAGAGGAACUUCUGAAGAUCCUGCAAGAGUUGCCCAGUGUGAGCCAGGAGACGCUGAAGCACAGUGGCAUUGGGCGAGCUGUGAUGUACCUCUACAAACACCCCAAAGAGUCGAGACCUAACAAGGAUAUGGCAGGGAAGCUAAUCAAUGAAUGGUCUCGACCAAUCUUUGGCCUUACCUCAAACUACAAAGGCAUGACAAGAGAAGAGAGGGAACAGAGAGAUUUGGAACAGAUGCCUCAGCGAAGGAGACUGAGCAGCUCUGGCGGUCAGACUCCCCGCAGGGACCUGGAGAAAGUGUUAACUGGAGAGGAAAAGGCUCUUAGACCUGGAGACCCCGGGUUCUGUGCCCGUGCGAGGGUGCCGAUGCCCUCCAACAAGGACUAUGUGGUCAGGCCAAAGUGGAAUGUGGAGAUGGAGUCCUCCAGGUUCCAGGGGACCUCUAAGAAAGGCGUGAGUCGACUGGACAAACAGAUGCGGAAGUUCACAGAUAUCAGGAAAAAAAGCAGAUCGGCCCACGCAGUGAAAAUCAGCAUUGAGGGCAAUAAGAUGCCAUUGUGACCCUUCACAGAAUACCCCGUGAUCUCUGCUGUAAGACAAUACACCCAUAGACUCUUUGGAGACCUUUAAAUUUUUUAACAACUUGUUUGGGGUUUUUUUAGUGAAUCUUUAAAUUGUUGGUUCAGGUUCUGGUAUAAGAUGUUGUCCGAGGACUGUGAAUAUGGGGACUUCUUUCUCCUGAUUGUAUUUAAACUUGCUCUAUUGUGUCCUUUGUACAGAUCACGUAUUUGUUGUAUUGCAACACUUUAGACAAUAAAACAUCUGUUUUUUUCUG
Falco peregrinus (peregrine falcon) is the source of this 2548-nucleotide messenger RNA. RefSeq names its product interacts with SUPT6H, CTD assembly factor 1 (gene IWS1). Gene Ontology annotation, biological process: poly(A)+ mRNA export from nucleus. The coding region runs from base 157 to 2274 and encodes 705 amino acids. Lineage: Eukaryota; Metazoa; Chordata; Aves; Falconiformes; Falconidae. Gene Ontology annotation, cellular component: nucleus. The record is from RefSeq and is a predicted model, not a curated record. The transcript is spliced from 14 exons.